Molecule: messenger RNA, 3712 nt
Organism: Mercurialis annua (annual mercury)
Lineage: Eukaryota; Viridiplantae; Streptophyta; Magnoliopsida; Malpighiales; Euphorbiaceae
Product: 5'-3' exoribonuclease 3-like
Exons: 28
Coding region: 194-3409 (1071 amino acids)
Biological process (GO): nuclear-transcribed mRNA catabolic process
Cellular component (GO): nucleus
Molecular function (GO): zinc ion binding; RNA binding; 5'-3' RNA exonuclease activity
Source: RefSeq, a predicted model, not a curated record
UUUCAACCGCCAAACAACGCGGUCUGUGACGCAAGACGCUCCCAAUUCUGCUGCCUGUCCUUUACACUCAGAGUCCCACGGAAUGUAUAGUGCUGCCCGUCCUUUACAAUCAGAGUCCCAUGGGUACUGGCCGUAACCGAUAAUAAUCUGAUCCACAAGGCUGUAAGCUCGAUUAAAUCAUCAUCAUCAUCGAAUGGGAGUUCCGGCGGUUUAUCGGUGGUUGGGCAAGAAGUAUCCACUAGUAGUGGUCGAUGUAAUUGAAGAAGAAGCAGUAGUUAUCGAUGAACUUAAAAUUCCGGUGGAUACGAGUAAACCUAACCCUAACAAUAUCGAAUACGAUAAUUUGUAUCUCCACAUGGACGGGAUUAUUCACCCCUGCUUUCACCCCGAAGACAGACCUUCACCGACUUCUUACGACGAGGUAUUCCGGUGCAUGUUUGAUUACAUUGAUAGACUUUUUGUGAUGGUCAGACCUAGAAAGCUGUUGUACAUGGCAAUCGAUGGUGUUGCUCCUCGAGCUAAAAUGAACCAACAAAGGUCUAGGCGUUUCAGAGCAGCCAAAGAUAGAGCAGAAGCGGCAGCUGUAGAAGAAAGGCUCAGACAAGAAUUUGAGAUGGAGGGCAGAAAGCUCCCUCCUAAGGAAUUUUCACAAGUUCUUGAUUCCAAUAUUAUUACACCUGGAACAGAAUUUAUGGCGGUUCUGUCAAUUGCAUUGCAGUAUUAUGUUCACCUUAGAUUAAACUAUGAUCCUGGAUGGAAAAAAGUCAAGGUUAUUCUCUCUGAUGCAAAUGUUCCCGGUGAAGGGGAACACAAGGUUAUGUCUUAUAUUCGUCUUCAGAGAAAUCUUCCCGAUUUUGAUCCAAAUGCACGCCAUUGCCUAUAUGGUUUGGAUGCGCAUCUGAUUAUGAUGGCAUUGGCUACCCAUGAAGUUCAUUUUUCAAUUCUUAGAGAGGCUGUUCUCACUCCUGCUCAACAAGACAAAUGCCUUAAAUGUAAUCAGAUUGGUCAUUUAGCGGUAGAUUGUGAAGGAAAGAACAAGAGAAAGGCUGAAGAAUUAGAUGAGAAAGGUGAAGCUAUUGUAGCAAAAAAAUCUUAUCAGUUUCUCAACAUUUGGACUCUAAGAGAGUAUCUGGAAAUGGAAUUCAGAAUCCCAAAUCCUCCACUUAAGAUUGAUCUUGAAUGCAUUGUGGAUGAUUUCAUUUUCAUGUGUUUCUUCUCUGGCAAUGCUUUUUUGCCACCUAUGCCAAAUUUGGAGAUUCGUGAGGGUGCAAUCGACUUGCUUGUGGCAGUAUAUAAGAGGGAAUUUAAGGCAAUGGGUGGAUAUCUGACUGAUGCAAGCAAGCCUAAUUUGAGGAAUGUGGAGUGUUUUAUUCAAGCAGUGGGGUCCUACGAAGAUAAAAUAUUCCAGAAAAGGGCGCGCUUGGACCAGCGGCAGUUAGAUAGAAUCAAAAUAGCACAGUUAAGAUUAGAAAGAGGAGAUGAUGCGGAGCCACAAGUUCAACUGGAGUCUUCGGUUCUAGUUACUCAAUUUAAUGGUUCUCGUCUUGCCUCAGCUCCUACACCAUCACCAUUUCAGCAGAGUAUAGAGACUGCAGACCUAAAUUGUAGAAGUUGCAAUUGUUUGGCAUCCAAAUCCAAUGGUAAAGGAUCUUUUGUUCCGGCCAGUAAAGUUGCUCGUUCAUCUUCAUCAGCUAGUGUUGGUGCUGCCAUUGUUGAAGCAGAGAAUGGUUUGGAAAUAAAUUUCCAUGAAAACAAAGAAGAUUUGAAAGCUAAGCUUAAGGAGAUACUUCGUGAGAAAUCUGAUUCUUUCAAUUCUGAAAAUCCAGAAUGUGACAAGAUUAAAUUGGGAGAGCCGGGGUGGAAGAAAAGGUAUUAUGAAGAGAAGUUUUCUGUAAAAUCUCCUGCUGAACUUGAAGACAUAAAAAAGGAUGUUGUCUUACGAUACACUGAAGGGCUAUGUUGGUUAAUGCGCUAUUACUAUGAAGGAGUUUGUUCUUGGCAGUGGUUUUAUCCCUAUCAUUAUCCACCCUUUGCUUCUGAUCUCAAAGAUCUGGGUAAGAUGAACAUUAAAUUUGAACUGGGCACUCCAUUUAAACCAUUCAGUCAGCUUCUGGGAGUUCUUCCUGGUGCAAGUUCCUAUGCUCUUCCUAUGAAUUAUAGAAUAUUGAUGACUGAUCCAAAUUCACCAAUCAUUGAUUUUUACCCUACUGAUUUUGAAGUGGACAUGAAUGGAAAGUGUUAUGCGUGGCAGGGUAUUGCAAAGUUGCCCUUCAUUGAUGAAAAUCGCCUUCUUGCGGAGGUCAAAAAGGUUGAACAUACGCUAACGGAGGAAGAAUCAAGAAGAAACAGUGCAAUGUUUGAAAUGCUUUUUGUUUUAUCAUCUCACUCUCUUGCUGGGAGUAUAUAUUUACUUGAUAAUCACUGUAAGCAGUUGACAGACGGAGAACGAACCGAAGUAAAGGAACGUAUUAAUCCCGAGCUAAGGGCUAAAUGCAGUGAUGGAAUGAAUGGUUAUAUAUCUCCAUGUUCUGGAGAUACCCACCCUGCCAUAUUCAGGUCUCCAGUUGGUGACAUGGAAGACAAUUCGGACAAUAGAGUCAUAUGUGCUGUAUACAGACUUCCUGACCCACAUAGACACAUUACUAGGCCUCCUACUGGUGUUAUAUUCCUUGACAAGCUCCCAGAAGGAAUCAUGGCUUCAGAAAAACUCACGGCUUUAGAGUUUACAUGGGAGGAACACAUGUAUCUUCAGAAGGAUCAACCUAUUUCUUCCAGUACAGCUGGCGUGGCAGAGGUGUCUUGGAAGACAAAGGAAAAGUCCAAAAAAAUUUGGAUUGAGAAACAAAGAAUUUCCGCGCCGCGAAAUAAAGCUAAAGAAGAUGCAUUUCGGGAAGCUAAUAAGAAGCUAUUUCAGGAGGCAGUAAAAAAACGAGAAAAACUCAGGGAGGAAUAUUAUAGCAAUCCAGCUAAUCCACGUCUGAAACCAUGUGAAGAACCUGAGGAAUGGAUCUCUUCUGAGCGUGAUAUGACGGAAGAAGAGAAUGAAAGAUAUGCCCGACAAGUCAUAGAGAGCGAUGGAUUUGAUGUGGACAAAUUUCCGGGGACGUGCGCAUUUGGAAGGAUUGAACCACUUCCUACUGAAAACGAGGUUGUGAGAAAUGAAUUCAAUGUUUAUGCUGAAAAAGCUAUAGAACACUACAAUGAUAAUAAUGAUACUAAUUAUGAGUUUUUGGAGUUAGAGAAAGUGAAUGUGUUAGCUGUAGGACUUACUACUACCAUCUAUACCACUUUGAGAGCCAAGGAUAAAGAAACCGGUGCAGUUCGUACCUUUCAGGCUUCGGCGUACUCGGAGCUUAUACGAAGACGUCACGGUGUAUUUGAGGUUACAUUGUGUAGGUUGAAGUUGUAAGGUUGAUGAGCAGCUGAUCCUUUAUUAUUCAGGAAACUUUGGAGCUGAUUCUGUCUUGUCUUUCCGCAUUACAACAGUAGAAGAGUUGCCCACCAAUUUACAUGGGUUGGUCUAUUGUCCAGUGCAAGGAUAGUCAAGUAUUUUGAUGGCUAAAAAAGACAAAACUACACAUUUCAUUAUUUGCAAACCCACUUUCAUUAAAAAAAAGAUGGACACUCUUUAUAUAUAAUUAGUUAAUAUGAGUAGAUUUAAUUAUGUAAAUAUAAGUAUUAUUUAAUAUAUAUUUUUAUCUAUUAAAAUUAA